CUCAUAGCAAUAAAACGUUAAUUUCAGUAGAUGACUCUACAAAGCCGGUGUUAGUUCGUCGGGUGAUUUUUAUUUUUACCUGUCUAUAUAACAAGUGAUAAAAUGCUGCGAUUUGUGUUUGGCUUCUGUCUGGUGGCUAUUGCUUGCGCUCAGGAAGCAGCAAUAUCUACUUUAACAUCUGGUGACGCUAAAGGUACUGUUUAUUUCAAUAAGACUUCUGAUGGAAUUUUAAUUACUGGUUUCAUAUCUGGAUUAACUGAAGGUGAUCACGGUUUCCAUAUUCAUAGUUUUGGGGACUUGACCAAUGGUUGUACCUCUACAGGAAGUCAUUUCAAUCCUCAUAAUGUGAACCAUGGAGGGCCAAAUUCCUCUGUAAGACACGUUGGAGAUUUGGGAAACAUUAAUGCCAACAGCAGUGGAAUAGCAACAAUUGACAUACUCGAUUCGAUUAUCUCUUUAAGCGGUGAACAUAGCAUCAUCGGCAGAGCUGUACUCGUACAUGCUGAUCCAGAUGACUUAGGCUUAGGAGGAUAUGAAGAUUCACUCACAACUGGUCAUGCAGGCGCUAGAGUCGGAUGUGGAGUGGUUGGAAUUUUGGCUGAAUCAGAAUCGAGUGGAUCUCCACGUAUAGUAAAUUCAUUGUUCUCCAUUGUGUUAACAUCAAUUGUUGUAGCCGGGCGACUAGUAUUCUAAAUAGAACUGUUAAAAAUAUCUAUAAUAUGACCAAUUGAUUUUGUUCGAUAAUAUAAAAAGCUCAGGGAAGAUACCAGAGGUCGAAAAAAAACAAUGUCUGAAAUGGCGCUUGGAAAUGAAGAUCGCUGUUAUUUUAUAUGUAAAAUUAUAUGGGGAAUAUCAAAGAUCAUUAUUUCAAAGCCAACUGGACGUUCUUUUUAGAUCAUACGGUAUACUUUUUUAAGUCUACAAACCUGAUAUUACUGUUAAUUCUGAAUAAUUAUAUUUAUGUGUUAUCUUAUUAGUAGAUUAUGAUAUAAUAUAAUUAAGUUAUAUGAAAAUAUGUUUUAAUUUUGUAAUUAUUCCGUGUGUUGCGAUAAGUUUCUGUAAUUAUUGUUACUUAUUAAUAAAAUAUACUUAUUUACGAGUUUUA
This is a messenger RNA of Sitophilus oryzae (rice weevil), 1105 nucleotides long. RefSeq names its product superoxide dismutase [Cu-Zn]-like. Gene Ontology annotation, molecular function: copper ion binding; superoxide dismutase activity. Bases 103 to 693 code for a protein of 196 amino acids. Lineage: Eukaryota; Metazoa; Arthropoda; Insecta; Coleoptera; Curculionidae. The transcript has 7 exons. The record is from RefSeq and is a predicted model, not a curated record. Gene Ontology annotation, biological process: removal of superoxide radicals.